Arthroderma uncinatum is the source of this 393-nucleotide messenger RNA. RefSeq lists its product as uncharacterized. Bases 1 to 393 code for a protein of 130 amino acids. The transcript has 3 exons. NCBI's taxonomy places the organism in Eukaryota, Fungi, Ascomycota, Eurotiomycetes, Onygenales, Arthrodermataceae. The record is from RefSeq and is a predicted model, not a curated record.
AUGACGACACGUAAGAGAAGACAAGAAGCCGGAGAGGAGGAGGAGCUUCAGGCUCUCCCUAGCGAUCAGAGUGACGAGGAAGAAGAGGAAGAGUUCGAAGAUGAAUCUGAUUUUGAAGGAGAAGAUGAUUCGGAAGAGAACGACGAUGAAGAAGCCGCUGCUGAAGAACCAGAACCUUCGAUUAAACGACGUAAGAUCACACGGGCUCCUGCGAAGAAGAAAGCCGUAGAGGAUGAGGAGGAGGAGGAAGAAGAAGAAGAGGAGGAAGAAGAGGAAGAGGAAGAAGAAGGAGAUGAUGAAGACAAGGAUGGUGAGGGAGAAGAAGAUGAUGAGGUAGCUGCAAAGGUUGCUUCGGCCAAAGGAACUAAAGCAGCACCAGCUGAGGCUGACUAG